CCUGGUCUGGCAGUUGGAGAUAAUAACUAUUUUCAAUAAUAUUGUUUUUUCUUCUAUCCAUUUUUCAGUCUCAAAGUUUGGCUUAUUAAUGAAAUUUCAAAGAUAUGAGAUAUUGUGUCAUGGGGAAACAUGUCAAGUGUGUGAUGAUACUAUUUCUAUUGGUGAUCUUUUCGAAGGGAAUUUAUGGGAUUAGAUUUGAGAUAGACAGAGAAGAAUGUUUGUCUCACAAUGUUCAUCUUGAAGGUGACACUAUUCAUUUAUCAUUUGUUGUCAUCCAAGCUGACACUCCCUGGCAUUCUGCUAAUGAUGGUGCUGUUGAUCUUAUGAUAACUGGGCCAUCUGGUGAGCAGAUUCAUGGUUUCCGCGACAAGACUAGUGAAAAAUACGAGUUUAUCGCUAACAGGAAAGGCCUUUUCCAGUUUUGCUUCACCAAUAAGUCUCCUUAUCAUGAAACCCUAGAUUUUGAUGUGCAAGUUGUACAUUACACAUACUAUGACCAACAUGCAAAGGAUGAGCACUUUGAUCCAUUGCUGGAACAGAUAUCAAAGUUAGAAGCAGCACUUUACAACAUACAGUUUGAACAGCAUUGGCUCGAAGCGCAGACUGACCGCCAGGCAUUAUUGAAUGAAGGUAUGAGCCAAAGAGCAAUCACCAAGGCACUUCUUGAAUCAAUAACCCUUGUUGGUGUCAGCUUCCUUCAGGUCUUCCUCCUGCAACGCCUUUUCGAAAAGAAGCUUCAUACAGUUAGAGUUUAGACUGCAUGCAUUAACGGAGCUAGCCUUCAGACGCGGGUUGAACUUCACUCUCUUUACAAGAGCUGCCAACGCACCUUCUCUUUUCAGCAGAAAAGGAAUCAAGUGACACGUAGUUAACAUCAGUUACCGUGUAUAAAUACCAAAUAAUCUCUUUUCCAGCCGAUAAGCAGCAUGCAACUUGGAUUCUUCAUCAGCUUGUGUGGUGAAACAGGGAGAUUUUGUUGUUCCCUGUAGAGUUCUUGGUUUUCAGUUCCAACAUUUGAAAAACCGAUUUAAUUGGUUUGAUUUUCUUUUAGAGGAAAAUCCACCCAAACUUAACCAUGAACAUCCCUAGUUGAACGUAUUUAGCUUUUACAAUUUCUUUCAAUUUUGUUGUUCUAUGAUAGGUUUUAUUCUUGCAGCAUAACACCACUGACUUCAAUAGGUUGUAUUUGAUUUUAUUUGCUAAAGA
Messenger RNA from Lycium barbarum (goji berry), 1206 nucleotides. RefSeq names its product transmembrane emp24 domain-containing protein p24beta2. The record is from RefSeq and is a predicted model, not a curated record. NCBI's taxonomy places the organism in Eukaryota, Viridiplantae, Streptophyta, Magnoliopsida, Solanales, Solanaceae. Gene Ontology annotation, cellular component: endoplasmic reticulum; COPII-coated ER to Golgi transport vesicle; endoplasmic reticulum-Golgi intermediate compartment. Gene Ontology annotation, biological process: intracellular protein transport; endoplasmic reticulum to Golgi vesicle-mediated transport; Golgi organization. The coding region runs from base 105 to 755 and encodes 216 amino acids. The transcript is spliced from 4 exons.